Molecule: messenger RNA, 9099 nt
Organism: Cuculus canorus (common cuckoo)
Lineage: Eukaryota; Metazoa; Chordata; Aves; Cuculiformes; Cuculidae
Gene: LAS1L
Product: LAS1 like ribosome biogenesis factor
Exons: 13
Coding region: 28-1893 (621 amino acids)
Biological process (GO): maturation of LSU-rRNA; maturation of 5.8S rRNA
Cellular component (GO): Las1 complex; preribosome, large subunit precursor
Molecular function (GO): endonuclease activity
Source: RefSeq, a predicted model, not a curated record
GGAAGCGGAAGCGGCGCGCGGGCCGGCAUGGCGGGUGGCGCGCGGCGGGCCUGGCGGCGCGCGGCGGGCCCGGGCCGCGGGCGGCUGAGGGCGCUGCGCACUGUGGUGGCGUGGCGCGGCCGCGCGGAGUGGGACCAGGUGAUGGUGGGGCUGUACUGCGGUGAAGCGCGCCUGCAGCAGGAGGCGCUGGACCGCGUCUCCGCCUGGAAAAGCCGGUACGGUCCCAAAAUGCCCCUUGCGGUGGAUUGCACUGCUGAGCUGAUUCGUUGCAAGGUCCUGGAUUCGUCUGGUAGACUGAAGUCGCACGAGCUCAUCCUCUCCUAUGGGCUGGCUCUUGUACGGUUUGUUAACUUGAUCACAGAAAGGAAACAGAAAAUGGUCAGCAUUCCUCUGAGACAAUUAGCCAGAGAGGUGGACAUUCCCACCUGGGUUGUGGAUCUCCGUCACGAGCUGACCCACGGGAAGCUGCCACGGCUGGCCCUGUGCCGUAAGGGUUGUGAUGUUGUGCUGGACUGGCUACGAAAGACGUACUGGAGCCGUCAGCUGGGUAAUAACUUGUGUGAAGAAAGUGAGGAUGAGGACGAGGAGCGGGAGGAGGUGGAAGGAAGUGCAGAGUUGGACAGUGAUGCGUGGGAGGCUCAAACCCCACAGCAUGAGGCCUGUCAGAAACACAAGGAAUUCCAUGAAAAAGUCAGAGAUAUGCUGAUAUCCUACAAGAAUGAGCAGUUUCGGGUUAUACAGACUGUGCAGUCUGCUUCAAAGUCUCAAGAACUGUGGUUUGAUUCCUCUUCAGAAGUGGACUGGAUUUUGGCUCAGAUCAAAGACCUGAUGCAAGAGAACAGGGAAGCAGUUGCUGAAGCUCUUCUCAGUGAUGGCUUUCUCAUCCCAAAGAUGGAUUGUCUGAAGAUGCUAAAUAUCAAGUAUGAAGCAAGUAAAGAGGUAUGGCAGUUCAGAAUUCCUCAGACGUUUUACUGCUUUUGGCAGCCUUUGCUGACAAGCCUCCUCUCCCGAAGUUUUACACAGAUCCUAAUAGAAAAAAUGUUUAUGGAGUUGAAAGAAUGCUCUGACUCUUCAGAACUCCGGCCUCAGUUCUUGAUCAACUGGAUUUCUGAGAUGCUGACUGGUAUUGCCAAAGUAAACGCUGGGAAGAAAAAACAGCAUUGUAACAAACAGGUGUCUGUGAAGGGGCUGUUCCUCCAUAAAGUUCCUUUGCAGUGGAUAAGGCUGACUGAUAACUGCUUGGAAGCUCCCUGCUGGGCAACCCCGCACCUUCUUCAGCUGAUCCUCACAAUCAUGAGACCUCGCUUGCCACGUUCUUCACGGAAGAACCUUCUCUAUCUUGCUUCCGUUUACACGGAAGGCGGUGGCCCUUUGUCCAGUCCAGGCCUGUCUUCAGACUGCAGUGGGCAACCAAUUUACACUAUAGAGAGCUUACAGUGGAGGGCCAGGCAAGAAAAUCAAGUUAAAAAUCAAGGGCAGACUGCAGAGAAACAAGAAGAUGUGCUGGAAAGAGAUGAUGGUGUAGAAGAGGUGGAGGAGGAGGAAGAAGAGAUGGUAACGGAAACAAGUCCUUUGGAAGGACUCGCUCAUUCUGGCAACACAGUGGCUAUUGCUGAGAAAAGGGCAGCACUGCAAGGGUCAGCCUGGCAGAUUACUGCAGAUGAAGUACGAUGGAAAGACUUUCCUCUUGGAAAACUCCCAGGUCAGACAGAUGACCCUGAUGGUCUCAUGUUGGAUAAUUACUCCAUGAUGUCCCUGCUCGAUCAGCCAGUGAGAGAUGAGUGGAAGUCUCCCAAUACUACCUCUGCAGAACUGAAUAUUCCUGCGACGGGAGGAUUGUUAUGGACCCAGAAUGAAUUCCAUAAAAUAAAAAGUGGCCUUCAACUUUUCUAAGACAGCAGAGAGCUCUGCGACUUUCAGUAUUGCACAAGAUAAGUGGCAUGGGAGAACUGGUCAUGGUUAUGGGGAAACGGCUGCUCCAGGGUAUUUUUCUAAUGAAGAUUUACUGAUUUUUGCUGUGUAAAAUCAAUAUUUCAUAAAGGUGGUGUGUUUGAAGUUCUAUGUGUAGUAACUAUUGUCUUGCUUAACCACUGCCAUGAACUUUUAGCUUUAGUUGAUGUUUGCCAAAUUCCAUUGGAGUACUUCGGAAUCCCUCAGUGUUCCUUAUUUUUUUCAUGGUUAAUAAAUACAAUGGACUGGGGACAAACCUUUCUGCAUCCUGUUUUUCCAUUUACACUCAGAUAAAGUGGCCUCUGUUUCUCGUUAGCCAGACAGUACUUGAGCCCUUCCUAUCCCAGUGAUGCUAAUAUUGUCCUGUAUGAGUUUGGAUGAUUUCGCUAGGCUAAGAUUGUGCUGCACUUUUCAUCUAGCUAGGUUUUCACAGGAAGCUUCAGGGAUCAAGCCUAGGUUAAGCACAGCUGAAUGCACCUAGUGCAUAAAAAUCUUCUAAAUUCUCUCACCAUUUUUUCAGGUGAUGGUCUUGGGUCACUGCUACCACUUUGUAACUGCACCUGUCUGCUUGAUGUUAUUUCUGUUCUUGAUUUUGCUGAGGUUGGUAACCAGCACUGUGGUCUUUACUGAGAAGUGGUAUGAUUACUGUAGAAACAGACUCGAGUGCUUCGGAAGGUUGUUUAGGAAAAGGACUUCUGGCUGGUUGGUUUUUUUCCCUAAAUUCAUGGGUUUUAACCUGUACUAAGGGUUAUUGGAACUUGGAGGCUUCUGUAAUUACCUGUCAAAAAAUAGUUCAAACAUAUAUUUAUUGCAGGACUCCUCAGUAAGAAUUUGUUGGAUUGUACCUGCUAGAGGGCAAGACAGGGCCUUUCUCUGCAUCAGUCGAAUGAUUUGCAGUGCGUACAGACCACACAGAAACAGGAACAUGUCAGUGCCACUUUGUGAAAUGGAAUCUCUUUAGUUCUGUAGAACCACUGACAUUGUGUGUAGCUGUUCUGUAGAGAUACAAAUGGGAUGUGCAGCCAUAGUGUGGCACUGGGUAGUAUUGAAUUGUGAGUUCAGAACAGCAGCUUUGUGGAUGCUUUGGGCUGGCCCUGAAGUAAAGGCUCAGCUCAGUCUCUGUAACGUAAGUAUUACAUGUGUAUUCUAAUUUUUUGUCAUCCUGUUCUACUCUAGUUGCUCUCUACUAGACAGCCAAAAGUUGUUUAAAAUGGAAGAUGCAUUGUAUGUUUCCUUCUCUAAAAACAAGCAGUGCUGAUGCAAGAGAAAACAAACUUCUCUUUUUCUGUUAGGCAGGAUUUUUCAUGUAAGCCCUUCCCCUUUCUAGUAUUUUUAGAAUUUUCUCCUUUUACCCAGUAGUUCCUCAAACUUAUUUAGGAAAGGCUGAGUGAAGAGGAUUUGUUCUUUUUUUCCUCUGUUUGGUAGAAUAUGAAAUUACUUAAAUUAUUGUAUUUGGUACUUCUGAGGUCUGCCAAUGCAAGCAAGCGUAACAGUUGAAAAAGGAAGGAGUGGUGCUUGGUGAGCACUGCGCUGUGUGCAGCCUUCCCCCCUUUAGAAAAGGUUGACUUAGUAAAAUGAUGGGCUGCUGUGGUUUCUUUGCCAGCCACAGUCACUGCCCUGUGUAUCUGCCAUCACCCCAGUGGGCAAGCGAUGGAAUAAAAACCCUGAUCUACUUGCAGAGUCAAAUGAAAGAGUUAAACCCAGUGUGGGGAAAGCAUAGGCCCACCAGGUGCUUUAAAAAAAGGAUAUAGAGAUGUAAGAAGCCAGGGUAACGGCGGUGUUUGACUGCUAUUGGUGAUGGAUGUGUUAGGAACAGUGGAGGAGGUCAAGGCCUGGGCCUGCUGCUCGUGGGGCCCGUGACCCAGCCUGGCUUUUGCCGCCUUGUGAGUUUCUUUUCAGUGUUGUGCCUGGCUCUUUAAGUCUUUCAUAUUCUUUUUUCCCAUGACCAAAGGGAGCUGCUCUGACGAGGACUCUGGUCCUGCUCAGCGGUUACAGUUUUGGGGAGAAAACCAGAACAGCACAACUGUCCUGUGGAAUCUAAUUAGUCUUGGUUUUCAGGAGGCUUGAGGAUGUAAAUUAAGCACAAGUUUCCUGGGAUUAAGGAAAAGCAGCUUUGUAAUACAGGGGUCUUACUGAGUUUAGUUGGUUCUGUGCAGCCUUCUGACUUGCCUGGUUCCUCGCCUGUGUGAGAUCAGUGGGGAGAAGUUCAGGUAAAUCCAGAACGCCAUGAUCCUCGUGUAUCAUUUUCUUCUCGUCGGCUUUUCUCCUGCUUCCCCAUGAGUUAAAGCUGUUUGAGUCAAAGCGUAACAACUGACGUGGUGUCACCUCCUUCCGAGUGAGGGAAAUUGUCAUGUGUUAGAAUCAUGAAGGAAAAGACUGGCUGAGGAUGUCGUCGUAAUGGGACAGCAGGGCCUGAAGAGCACUCUGUCCUCUGCUUUUUGAAGAGGAGUAAAACUCCUGUCCUGCUCCUGUGCAGAUGGGAAACAUAAGCAAUAUGGACAAUUUCAGAACCUGGGUAAUUUUUCAGUAAUCAGCCAAGAAUACUAUGAAAAAAUUUGGACAGAUGACAGCAGUUGUUUUAGACAGAGUAACACUUUUGGGGCUCUUGCCUACAGAGGGUUACAAAAUAAAGAGCUAGAAACAUAAUCCAAUGGCUCUCAGUUUUAUUAAAUAAGCAUUUUUAAUAUAUAUAACAUAUGUCAUGUGAUUAAAUUGUGCAAACCUUUUAACACAGAGCAGGAGGGCAGAAUAGGUAACAGCCUUUAUUUCCUUCUCUCAAAUCUCUUAAUACAAGCUUUAAAUACCACAGACAAAAUGACAGCUGUUGCGUAACAGCUCUGAAGAGGUCAACCCAGCACUGGCACGAGAACAAUUCAGUGAUUGCACACUUAAAUUUUUCCAGGUGGAAUAUUGCAAGAGAUGCAGUUGUUCAGGGCUCUGCCACACCCAGGCUGUGAGCGCGUCAGAAGAGUACAAGCACCAAGCACUCUCCCCGGAUCUAAUGAUCCGAGUGCUCCGAGUCCCGUGCUACCAAUACUUCAGGGAAACUUUGGCAAGCCAAGAAAAAGUAAUAUUUCAACUCUGUGGAGCAAAGUCUCACUGAAACACUGCAUGUUCCUUCUCUCUAGCAUGGAGUUUUAACAGUUACUGUAGUCAGACUAUGCCCCUCACGCUGUUCCUGUUUGGGGUUUGGUCACAUCACAGGUAUCUUUAACCAGAUUAUCUGGACAGUCUUUGCAUGUUCUGACUUUAUCAUUAAGAAUUCAAUAUGUUAAAAGUUGCGAUUUGAGGCAAACUGGUAUUAAAAGUAGUGGGGAAUUCACCUAUGCAGAUGGCUUGGGUUUGUUUGGUUUCUUUUAAUGAGGAUUCUUCUGCUUGUCCCAAGCAGCCAUAUGUAUGCCUUCUGUUUUUACAUUUACAGUUAAAGCAUUUGUACAGCAGCAGCAGACUCAGCCAGUGAAUGAAUCCAUGCAGCAGCAACCAGAGCAGUGCACACUUAUUACUACCAAGAUUUACAAAUACCACAUACUGGUUAAACAUCCAUUGUCACUCAUUUUGUCAUUAAGACUUACGUUAUAUUUGGGUUGACCAAAAAACCCAAAGAGAUUUAUAAAAUUUUACAACAAUUAAACAGUAAUGUUUAAUUCUAGAAAUUAAUUAAGCCAGCUACUGCAGCUCAGUACGACAACAACAUGACUAACAGUAGUGAAAACAUCUAUAUAUACAAUUUAAUAUAUUACUGACAGGUAGUUGUUAAGAGAAAAAACCCAAACAUUAAAUAACUUGGACAUCUUGUAAAGCAUUUGAUUUUUGAUUCAUGAAUUUAAGAUUAUACACUUUUAAGUGACAAAUGUGUGCAAGUAAUGUAGCUGAAGAUGAAGGAUCAGUCACUCAGAACUCCAGAGAAUGCUCUGGCCCCUACUGAGUGCUGAAGCCAGCUGCUCAAUUCCAGCUGAGCCCAGUAGCCAGCAUUUCACCUUCCCGCCUUUUUUUUCUCUCUCAUCUGGAUAUGUAGUUUCAAGAAUUUCAUUAAAAUAUAGUUUCUAGAGCUGUUCUUUUACAUUUUUAAAAACAUUUAAAUAGCAUGCUCUCAAAAAGAGCAUUUAUACAAAGUCUGUAUUUACAAUAUAGACAGUUGUGAUCAGGUGUAACGAGAUCAGCUCUUCCGUUUAAGAAGAUCUAAGCUUAUGUGCUGAACAUUAAUGAACAUGUCAUUGUUUCGAAUUGGCUUGUAAACAUUUGAAAAAAAGAUGUGGAUGAGCGAGUUACCACUUCAUGCAGUUGAUUACGAAAGACCAGGUCACGUACAAAAGUUUCAUUACCUCUACAGAGGGCCAAACAAGCACAAAAUCUGCACCUGAUUCCCAGAGGCUGCACUGCCCAUGCCGUGACGCUGCGCGUGGCAGAUGCAGAUCACUUCUUAAAAAAAGGCAAGUUGCUUUGAAAGUGCCUCAGGGAAAUCGUAUGUGGGGUUUGUAUUGGUGUGGCAUUCCCAUUUCUUAAAAAGAAAUUGUUCUAUCAGUAAGACAAAAGUAAGUGGAAAUUAGAAUGACUAGAUAAAUCUUACAAAAUUAAGUAUUUCCACAAACCAACCAAGACUUCAUACAGAAAUUUCUGCUCAGUUUUCCACACUAGAAAACAUCAAAAACACCUAUUAAAACUUUCUUAAAAUAGCUUAUCUUUGUAAUUGAAGAGAAAGGGAACAAAUGUUAUUCUACAUACAAAUAUUUAAUUCCAUGCAAGAUGGAAAAUGUGAGUGCACAAUAAACUUAAUUUUAUACUUAAAUAAUUUAUAAAUUAAUCCAUUAAGAAUAAAGCAGGGUCUAUAGCAAUUAUAGUUACAUUUCAAACACAUGCAAAUGAGUUAACAGCAACAUCUGAACAUAAAGUUUAGUGCAAGAAUGUGUCUGCUUAAUAAGUAGACUAAAGAACCACAUAACGCUGCCAGGCGUGCACACAGCAUCUGCGCACAUCAAACUGGUGCUGAAAGUUGUCCUUGUUUGUCUAUAAACUACAAGUGCCCAUUUUAAAUAAAAAAGGUCCACAGUUACUCAUGGGCUACUUCCCUGUGACACAUGGUGUCACAAACAUUGUGGUGAAAAUGUAAUACUGAAGUUAACCUAGAGAUUAUUUUUGGUUUUUAUACACAGUUUUUAUACAAUCAAGAAAAAGAGAUACAAUUUGUAUCAACAAACAAAAGGUCAUUUCUGGUUAUUUGAGGCAUUGCUCUCAGCUGCUUACACCAUGCAAGAGAAGAGAAGAAGAAUUAACUCAAACUAAAAAUAUAAAAUGCUGGUUAGUAAGAAAUGUUUUUGAAACAUGGUCGAGUUAAAUCUGUUUUCCCCAACUAUUUCAAGCCUCUGAAGACUUAUUUUUUCUAAAUAGCAGAGGUGAUGAUAACCAACUAAUUAAAACUUAAGUUAUUUUUAAAUGCCAAGUGUAAAUGCAGAAUCACCUUCAAGUUAAUGCAUUUUAAAUGACACAGUUAUUAUAGAUAUAACCUGUACCAAUAUGAGAAUAUUGAUUCUGUGUGAAAUAAUGCAGUUAUCAAAUGUCAGUAAGUUAACUGAAGUUGCAUCCGUAACUGUGGUUUGUUGUUAAUUUGGGGAUUUUUUUUGGUAUGACAGCAACAUAUUUUGCACAUGAUAAGGAGCCCAGAAGAUAUUUUGAAUCAAACCAACCACUACAGUAACACAAGUGGAGGAAAUGGUAGAACUCUCUUCCUCAGACAGACAGAGGACAAGAAAGCAGCAUGCAAGCCAUUAUCAAAACACCAGAAACAACCCUGACUGCAGCCUCGCGUUCCGUGUGUUUCACGGUAAGAAACAUUUAGGCAGUGUCACACCUUCUCAUGAAGAAACAAAAGGCCAUAAACCAGGCCUUCUCAACUUUCAUGAAAAAACUACAGUAGAAGUCAACAAGUCCUAGCUCGAGCUGUGCCGAGUUAGUAAUGCUUUGAAAUGUGGAAAUAUACAGCGGAGUCAAAAAAGGGCGUCCGAUCAGUGCAGCUUAAAAAACAAUAACGCCUCUUUUGGAGACAUUUAGCUACAAAGGUUCCCACCCUGAGGAAAAUACCAGUUGCGCAAACAAUGCCACAGACCCGCUAAAACAGGCACUCUAAAUCCUUCACCAGGCAAAUGCACACCUUUGCAUGGAUCCCAGGAGCAAGCACCAGGCCAGCUUUGCCAAAGACUGAAACUGUAGCGUCUCUUUUUCCAGAAGCAGCCUUCAACCCCCAACCUACCCAUAUCUCGUGCAGCCAUCUGGAGUGUUAGGCUUGCUCACACACCAUCCUUGCUUCCCAAAGAAGGUCUGUAGUUAUGGAUGAGCUUCCAUGCUAACAUCCAUUUUCUGCUGCUUCAGGUCAAGCAAUCCAGUUUACAUAAAAAUAACCAUUUGCUUUCAGCUUCUUUGGCAAGCAGCUGCUCCCUGCAGGGUAGACAGGCAAUUCUGAAGAGAGAUGCUACAGUUUAACAUCUUUUAGUUUAUUGAGUGGCACUCCUACCUUUAUAGUCCUUCAUGUUUUGUUCCUAAUUCCAUGAACUACUUGGCUUCUGCUGGAUUGAGCCAACAUUUUGGACAAUGUAACAGAUACUCAAACUCUUGGAGAACAGUUUUAAAAUUUUAAGUGCCAACAGCACUGACAUUCAAAAGCUGAAAUCAAUUUUUCCUUUUACAAUUUGAGUAUUUUAAUUUUUGUCAAGGUUCCUUUUUCUUCAAUAUUUAAUAUACCAGUAGGCAGUGUCAACUGACAAAGCUGAAACCCUAAAAGUUGUCUAGGUGUCUAUAGAGCAUACUUUUAAAGGCCUAUUAGGCAUUUAUAAGCAAAUUGAAAGUUUACACUAAUACAUGCAAUAUAAUUGCUAAAGGUGAUUUUGUUGUAGCAGCUUUGUGACACUGAAUGUGACACUGUGGUUCUUGAUGAGCUAUCCAUGCAGCAAGGUAUGCAUUUCCUUUAAAAUACUAAUAAAAAUUCCUAUAUUUAAAAUCUUAAAAUUUACAGUACAAUCAACUCCUACUUAGUGCCUCAAAAUAUACACGAUUGUUACUGUGUACAGAAUUUUAUACUCUCUUAGUAGAAAAUAUUUACAAAGGGUUGGCCCCUUCCUUCUUUGCUUCAGUUUUCCCCUAGGCCCUAUUCACUGUAUG